ACUCUACUGUCCAAAGGCCAAGGCAGCACAGAAGGUUAUUGAAACUGUAUAACAGAGUACAGUGUCCCUCCUUCUCAAAGUCAGUUUGUGUGUUUGGAUGGAGCUGAAGCAGCCAAGAUGUCUGUUAGGAUUCUUGUAACAUUGCUGGUUGUGUCCUGCGCUGUCUUUGCCCAGUCUGACAUAGAGAACCAGGCGAGGGAGUUUCUGCAGAGGUUCGACAAGGAGGCCACUGAGCGUAUGUACCAGUACUCUCUGGCAUCAUGGGCCUACAACACCAACAUCACAAAGGAGAACUCUGACAAACUGUCAGAACAGGGGCAAAUUUGGGGCAAUUUCUACACCAAGAUGUCAGAAGAGUCCCAGAAAUACCCCAUUGGGCAGAUCAAGGAUCAAGAAAUCAAAUUACAGCUCAUCUCCCUUCAAGACAAAGGCUCUGGUGUUCUAUCCCAGGAUAAGGCUGCACAUCUAAGUAAGGUCAUGAGCGAGAUGAGCACAAUCUACAGCACAGCCACAGUGUGUCUGAUGGACGACCCCUUUAACUGCCAGACUUUGGAGCCAGGCCUGGAGCAUGUAAUGUCCAACAGCCGAAACUACUCUGAGCGUCUGCAUGUGUGGGAGGGCUGGAGGAAAGAGGUGGGGAAGAGGAUGAGGCCUCUGUACGAAGAUUAUGUGGAUCUGAAGAAUGAAGCUGCCAUACUAAAUGGUUUUGAAGACUAUGGGGCUUAUUGGAGAUAUAACUAUGAGACCAUUGAUGAGGACGUUCAGUACAAAUAUACCAGAAAUCAGCUGAUGCAAGAUGUCCGUUCAAUAUACAAAGAGAUCCUGCCAUUAUACCAGGAUCUGCAUGCCUAUGUGAGAGCCAGGCUUAUGGAGGUCUACCCAGGACAUAUUGAUUCACAAGGACCUCUUCCAGCCCACCUGCUGGGUGACAUGUGGGGAAGAUUCUGGACCAACCUGUACCCUCUGUCUGUCCCCUACCCUGAAAAACCAGAUAUUGAUGUCAGCAAAACUAUGGUGGAGAAGGGUUGGAAUGAACUUCGGCUUUUUAAAGAAGCAGAGACGUUCUUCAUGUCUGUGGGCCUGUAUGAGAUGUUUGAAAACUUCUGGAAUAACUCCAUGUUGGUGAAACCUGACGAUGGACGCAAGGUGGUCUGUCACCCUACAGCCUGGGACAUGGGAAACAGAGAGGACUUCAGAAUCAAAAUGUGCACCAAGGUCAACAUGGACGACUUCCUCACAGUGCACCAUGAGAUGGGUCACAACCAGUACCAGAUGGCUUAUCGCAACCAGUCCUACCUCCUGAGGGAUGGAGCCAACGAGGGUUUCCACGAGGCUGUCGGAGAAAUCAUGUCCCUUUCUGCUGCAACACCCAACCACCUGAAGAGCCUGGGCCUCCUGCCUGCUGACUUUAUCUAUGAUAAUGAAACAGAGAUUAACUUCCUGCUGAAACAGGCACUCACCAUCGUGGCCACACUGCCCUUCACCUACAUGCUGGAGGAAUGGAGGUGGCAGGUGUUUGCAGGGACCAUCUCCAAGGAGGAAUGGAUGCAGCGGUGGUGGGAGAUGAAGAGGGAGUUGGUAGGGGUGGUGGAGCCGGUGCCAAGAGAUGAGACUUACUGUGACCCACCUGCUCUGUUCCAUGUGUCUGGAGACUAUUCUUUCAUCAGGUACUUCACAAGAACCAUCUACCAGUUCCAGUUCCAAAAAGCGCUCUGUGAUGCGGCCGGUCACACAGAUGCCUUGUCUAAAUGCGACAUCACUGGUUCUACCACAGCGGGAGCCAAGCUGAGGGAUAUGUUAGAGCUGGGAAGGUCCCAGUCGUGGACAAAGGCCCUGCAAACGAUAUCCGGCGACGUUAGGAUGGAUGCCCGCCCCCUGUUGGACUAUUUCCAAAAACUUCAUGACUGGCUGAAGGCAGAGAACAAGAAACACAAUAGAACUGUAGGCUGGAAGACAGCAGUAGAUCCAUAUUCACAGUAUGCCAUUAAAGUGAGACUAAGUCUGAAGGCUGCCAUGGGUGAUAAUGCUUAUUCCUGGAAUGCCAAUGAGCUGUACCUGUUCAAGGCCAAUAUUGCGUACGCUCUGAGGCAGUACUACAGCCAGAGGAACCAGGCCCUUCUCUUCACAUCAGAAAACGUCCUCACCUACAAGGAGACUCCCAGAAUCUCCUUCUACAUGGUGGUCACCAACCCUGCAAGUCCCUCCAACUAUAUCCCAAAGAGUGAUGUGGAGGCUGCCAUCCGGUUAUCCCGCGGCCGAAUCAACGAUGCCUUCCAGUUGGAUGACAGGACACUGGAGUUUGUGGGUAUCCCAGCAACACUGGCCCCUCCUGUGGAGCAGCCAGUGGAGGUUUGGCUGGUGGUGUUUGGGGUGGUCAUGGGAGUCGUGGUGCUAAUGGGCAUCUACCUCAUCGUGUCUGGCGUCAGAGAGCGCAAGAAGAAAUCUGCAAAGACAGGCAUGGAGAAUCCCUAUGAUACGACCAUUGAUGGACAAUCUAACAAAGCCUUUGAGGAUGGUGAUGAUGAACAGACUGGAUUCUGAGUCAGUGAGGAACAGAGGGAAGGUGUCCUCAACGGUAGGCUCAUUGUCACUGUCCAAGUAUGAGAAAGCGAAAGCUCUUGGCUUUUUAAAGCCUUUCCCUCUUUCACCGGCACUUCAGGAUCUCUCAUCAAACACCAACAUAACUAAAUAUGUAUAUUUGUAAAAGUUUUAGUUUGUCUCUCGCUUUGACCCUCACCGUAAUUGUAUAGUGAAUAUCCCUGUAAAAAAAAACAGUUAAUUGUAUUUUACUUACUAAUAUUAGACUUAGUAAAUAGUAAUUUGUGAAAAUGUGAUUCUAUUAGAUUCAAACUUUAUUUCCAGUAUAAAUCCUUCCAGACAGUGUUUUCCUGUGUUGCUUUCAAAUUGUGUUUUGUGAUUUGUAGAACAUUACAUUACACAUUUUUGAUACUAUUUAAUAGCUUUUACUUCUUUUAAAAUAUCAAAUUCAGUGAUGUUGUAAUGUAUACCUGGUGGAUAGGUGUAUAAGAAAAUGAAAUCCAGCAGAACAAAGUAUAGAGUUACAUGUUUCCAGUACUAAUCUUACUGAAUAUGUAUGCCUUGUGUGUAUUACUGAAACAUUGCAUUUUCAAACAUGGUGCCAACAGUGUGUAUGGAUUCAGCACUUUCAGUUAUUGUGAAAGACACAAAAAACCACAAUUAUUAUUAUAGUAUGUGCAUGUACAUUUUGGAUGGUAAUAUAUCAAGAAUACAUUUAUAUGUGUUGACAUUAUAUGAUCAAAGUCUUAAAUUAUAAUGUCCAGUAAGUUUGAAAUGUGUUAUCAAAAUCAUUCUCCAAAUAUCAUCUGUUUGCAGUAUGUAUGAUCAGUACAUAAUAUAACCAGUCAGUCAGAACUCAACAUGUCAUAAUAGUAUACAUUAGAAAGCAUUAAAUAAAUAAAACUAUCACAUCAA
This is a messenger RNA of Lates calcarifer (barramundi perch), 3453 nucleotides long. It is a transcript of the gene ace2, whose product is annotated as angiotensin I converting enzyme 2. The transcript is spliced from 18 exons. Gene Ontology annotation, cellular component: plasma membrane. Gene Ontology annotation, molecular function: metallopeptidase activity; peptidyl-dipeptidase activity. The record is from RefSeq and is a predicted model, not a curated record. Bases 118 to 2541 code for a protein of 807 amino acids. Gene Ontology annotation, biological process: proteolysis. NCBI's taxonomy places the organism in Eukaryota, Metazoa, Chordata, Actinopteri, Centropomidae.